Messenger RNA from Penicillium cataractarum, 1911 nucleotides. Its product is annotated as aldehyde dehydrogenase family protein. NCBI's taxonomy places the organism in Eukaryota, Fungi, Ascomycota, Eurotiomycetes, Eurotiales, Aspergillaceae. Bases 1 to 1911 code for a protein of 636 amino acids. The transcript is spliced from 3 exons. The record is from RefSeq and is a predicted model, not a curated record. Gene Ontology annotation, molecular function: aldehyde dehydrogenase (NAD+) activity.
AUGGACCAACUACUCUCUUACCUCCCGCCGACCGUGCUAGACUUUAUCGAGACCCAUGGCUCAUGUGUUACCACAGAACACGCGCAAUGGGCUGGCGUCGCGCUGGUCUCCCUGGCCGUCGCCUACGCGGGGUACCUCUAUAUUCUGUGCCUGAAAGAGGCCGCCGUGUCCUUCAAUGUGCCAUUGCCAGCAGAAGUUCGCAAUAGCGCUGGUGGAAAGAAGUGGGAGGAGAUUACUGGUGUUGAGAAGCGCGUGUUGGAGGAUCAGGUCUGGAACGAUAAUCUGAUUAUGAGCUAUUGCCCUGCUGAUGGGCGUGUCUUGGGCAAUGGUAUCAAGCCGGCGACGGUGCAGGAUGUCAAUGAUGCCGUGCAAGCUGCAAAGGCUGCGCAGCGGGAGUGGGCGACGACGAGUUUUGCUGAGCGCAGAAAGGUUCUUCGCACUCUUUUGAAAUAUGUUCUCGAUCACCAAGAUGACAUCGUAACCGCAUGCUGCCUCGACUCCGGAAAGACCAAAGUGGAUGCCUCGUUCGGCGAGAUCCUCGUCACUGCGGAAAAGCUCAAGUGGACUAUUGACCAUGGCGAGAAGGCACUGUUGCCAUCGCGCCGGCCAACCAAUUUCCUGAUGAUGUACAAGAAGAACAUGGUGACCUACGAGCCACUGGGCGUGGUGUCUGCAGCCGUCUCAUGGAACUAUCCCUUCCACAACUUCAUCGGACCCGUCAUUAGCGCAUUGUUCUCCGGCAAUGCCAUCGUCGUUAAGCCCUCCGAACAGACUGCCUGGUGCACCGCAUUCUUCCUAGACAUCGUCCGCGGCGCGCUAUCCAGCUGCGGACACUCGCGCGAUCUCGUCCAAACCGCCGUCUGCCUCCCCGCCGUAGCAGACAAGCUAACCUCGCACCCUGACAUUGCCCACAUCACCUUUAUCGGCUCUCGCCCCGUCGCUCACAAAGUCUGCGCCUCAGCCGCCAAAUCCCUAACCCCAGUCUGCGUCGAACUCGGCGGCAAAGACCCAGCCGUAAUCCUCGACGACGCCCGCACAAUCCGCAACCUCCCCGCCAUCUCCUCAAUCCUCAUGCGCGGCGUCUUCCAAUCCGCCGGUCAGAACUGCAUCGGCGUCGAGCGCGUCAUCGCUCUGCCAGGUACCUAUUCCAAACUCAUCGAGCUCGUCACCCCACGCAUUCGCGCCCUCCGCCUCGGCUCAAUCCUCCUCGACACACCUACCGAAUCAACCACAACCCCAGAUAUGGGCGCCAUGAUCUCCCCAGCCUCCUUCGACAAACUCGAGGGCCUCAUCGCCGAAGCAGUCGGCCAAGGCGCACGCCUCCUAGCCGGCGGCAAGCGCUACACACACCCCACCCACGUCCACGGCCACUAUUUCGCGCCUACGCUCCUCGUCGAUGUCACCCGGGACAUGCGCAUCGCGCAAGAAGAGCUCUUCGCACCAGUCUUCCUCAUAAUGCGCGCCGAAUCUCCCACCGACGCAGUCGCAAUCGCUAACUCAACCCUCUACGCCCUCGGCGCAAGUGUCUUCGGCCACAGCGCAGCCGACGUGCAGACCUGCGUCCGCGGUAUCCACGCCGGCAUGGUCUCCGUGAACGAUUUUGGCGCGUACUACGCCGUGCAGUUGCCCUUUGGCGGUGUCAAGGGGUCCGGGUAUGGCCGGUUUGCGGGUGACGAGGGUCUGCGUGGAUUGUGUAAUCUCAAGGCUGUUUGUGUGGAUAAGUUUCCCAAGGUUAUGGGGACUGCGAUUCCGCCGAGGGUGGAUUAUCCGAUUCAGAAGCGGGAGGGGACUGCUGGGGCGAAGGAUGGGCGUUCUGCGUGGGAGAUGUGUAAGGGUGUUGUUGAGACGGGGUAUCAGAUUACGCUUGGUGGGCGUGUUGCUGGUAUUUUGCGGUUGUUGGGGAAUAUGUGA